Messenger RNA from Cottoperca gobio, 4189 nucleotides. RefSeq names its product netrin 5 (gene ntn5). NCBI's taxonomy places the organism in Eukaryota, Metazoa, Chordata, Actinopteri, Perciformes, Bovichtidae. The transcript is spliced from 14 exons. The record is from RefSeq and is a predicted model, not a curated record. Gene Ontology annotation, biological process: motor neuron axon guidance; tissue development; dendrite development. Gene Ontology annotation, cellular component: basement membrane. Gene Ontology annotation, molecular function: protein binding. The coding region runs from base 1302 to 3773 and encodes 823 amino acids.
ACUUAAGUUAUCAAUGCAACACCACAAUGCCUCCUACUUCUGUGUACUUUACAGUUUCUCUAUAUAUUCUGUCUAACUCAGUGCUACACUUAUCAAACCAAACCUCUUUUUCUGUCUUUCUCUGACUUGACAAACUCUUUGCAUCCGGAAAUCAGACCUCACUUUGUGGAUCCUGUCGGAGAUCACAAGGUCAAGACAUUUGCGGUGAAAUGUCAUGAGGAAAGCAUUGAGGUUGUGAUGAAAGCUUAUAUGUUUGACCCCGGCCUGAAUGUGGAGCCCACGCACUUUCUGGCUUGGACCUUUCAGUGCUGCGCACGAUCACUGCAGAGCCAAAGCUUCUGGAAAUGGGGAUUACAUCAUGAGAGCAGCUCUGACUGAGUGUGGAGUUCACCCAGAGUGCUUUGCUGUACAACAACCUCCUGCUGUACUCUCCUCCAACAUCACCUGGACACAUGUUUGUUAUUUGGCAUACCUAAUUCAGAGAAACUAACUUUAAAUGAAGUAUUCAGAUCCUUUACUUGCGUAAAAGAAAUCAUCUCACCAAGCAUCACGCGGCCGGUCGCUCUCCUCACUCCACGCCGUGCAGUUUUCAGGUGCUGCAGGCUGCACCAUGAUGACACCAGGAGGAAAUCAUCUCACCAAGCAUCACGUGGCCGGUCGCUCUCCUCACUCCACGCCGUGCAGUUUUCAGGUGCUGCAGGCUGCACCAUGAUGACACCAGGAGGAAAUAAUCUCACCAAGCAUCACGUGGCCGGUCGCUCUCCUCACUCCACGCCGUGCAGUUUUCAGGUGCUGCAGGCUGCACCAUGAUGACACCAGGAGACUCGCAGCUGGACGGCUCAAGCUCCCGUUUCCUGCCCAGAGUCCAGGACCUUUCCUCUUCCACCAGGACACACCGUCAGCACUGGUUUCACAUGUUUCAAAUCUAUAUCUCUCCAGUAGGAAUACAAAUGCCUCAGCAUGUGUCAGUGUCUCCUGUAGAUGUACAUUACAUGUAUCCUGGAAGCAGAGCCCAUUUCAAACAAGGAUCCGGUGAAACAGUGGGAGUGGAUGGUGAUGAGCGUGUCUGUGAGAGCUGCAGUGGUGCCAAGUCCAACCACAAGAGGGCGCUGAGGAGCAGCACACAGCACAGGCAAACUGAACCCGGUGUGUUGCCCCCUCCCGGUAGGUCUGUCUUCUGCUCUUCUCCUGCAGACGCGCUGGAGCUGGAUGUCCGGACACUUGCUGCUUGCGCUUCUCUUCUUAAUGACCCGGAGAAGUGAGGAGAAGGAGAAUCACUGGGACGCACAUGGCUCGAUGACAUGAUGUUCCUGCCCUUUUCCCCUCCCCCUUCCACCUCUCUCUUCCCUGUUUUCCUUCUGCUCCUCCUUUUCCUUCCUCCGUCCCUUGUCUCCUCUUCCCUUUCCCACACCCCAUUGAGCUGGACUUCGCCUCAUGACCCUUGCUACUACCUCGACGGUCGCUCGCGACACUGCCUGUCGGAGUUCAUCAAUGCCGCCUAUGGCGUCCCAGCCAAUGCUAGCCACUCGCUACAAGGGCCUGAUUAUGACAGCAACAUCACCACCUUGACGGACCUUCACAACCCCCACAACCUAACCUGCUGGAUGGCUCAUGGAGGUCCUGACACCGGAGAAUGGGCCAUCACAUUACCUCUGGGCCGUCGCUUUGAGAUCACCUACAUAAGUUUGCAGUUUUGCCAACAGGGGGAGCCGUCGGACCCAAUCUCCAUCUCCAUCCUCAAGUCGAUGGACCAUGGGCGCACCUGGAGGCCGAUGCAGCACUACGCCAGCGACUGCCUUGGGAACUUUGGGUUGCCCUCCCAGACAAUAGCCCAGACAAGGCACCAAGAGACAGAGCCCCUCUGCUCAGACCCUCGCCCCCUGCAAAAGCAGAGGGGCGGCAUGGUGUUGGCCUUCUCUACGCUGGACGGUCGGCCAUCCUCUCCUGAUUUUGACUACAGCCACACCCUCCAGGACUGGGUGACGGCCACGGACAUCCGUGUGGUCUUCCACCAGGUGUCCAAAGACACCAAUGUGGGCAACUCAGACAAGAAAGAAGUAGUGCGAUGGCGUGAUGGUGCAGAAGAUGACAGAGGGACUGGGCUUCUGAGGUGGAGAUUGGGCUACAAGGGGCUCACUGGAGAUCAAGUUGACAACACACUGGGAUUUUUUGACAGAGAGAUUAGAGGAAGGAACACAGAUGGAAGGAAGGGUCAUUAUAAAGGGUCAGGUCAAGACGAAGAUGGACACAAUGUGACCAGCAAAGAAGGCGAGGAUAGUUUUAGCGCGGACACACUCGCUUCUUCAAAGAAAGGCGGGAAAACCAGAGGGCAUGGCCGCAAGAAGGAUAAAACUCCUUGGCUGCCUUGCCCCAAGGGAGGUUGUAAUUGGACAGUUGAGGGGCGGAACAGGAACAACAAGGGGAGGGAACUGAGGAAGAGGAGGAACAAUAAUCCCAAUGCAAAACAGAGCUCCAGGAAUCUGCAGUCGGCCCCACCCUCUUCUGUUCGAGCUCCUCUUGCCCUCUCGGACCUACAAGUUGGCGGCAGGUGUAAAUGUAACGGACAUGCUUCCAGGUGUCGCCGUGAUGACAAAGGCCAGGCAGUGUGUGUGUGCGAGCAUCACACGGCAGGGCCAGACUGUGAUGUGUGUGAGGAUUUCUACUGCGACAGACCGUGGCACCGAGCUACACCCACACACCCAAACCCCUGUGUUUCCUGUGAGUGUAACGGCCACUCAAACAAGUGUCGCUUCAGCAUGGAGGUUUUUCAGCAGUCGGGCCGCCGCAGUGGAGGUGUGUGUCAGAAGUGUCGCCACCAUACAGCCGGACGCCACUGCCAGUACUGCCAGAACGGAUACACCCGCGACAACAGCAUGCCGCUGAACCACCGCAAGGCCUGCCAACCAUGUCAGUGCCAUCCUUUGGGAGCAGUAGGUCGCUGGUGCAACCAGACAUCAGGUCAAUGUCUGUGUCGUGAAGGGGUGACCGGCCUCAGGUGCAACCGCUGUGCCCCGGGGUAUAAACAGGGCAAGUCCCCUCUGCGUCCCUGCAUACGAAUUCAAGAGGUUGCUCCGACCCCAGUGUACCAACCUCAGUACAGCAUAGCGGAGGAGUGUGUUUCAUACUGCCAGCCUUCUCAGGUUAAAGUCAGGAUGAACUUGGAAACCUAUUGUCUCAAGGACUUCGUGCUGAAGGUGCAGGUGAGAGGAAUGGAGCGUUCAGGUCCUUGGUGGCAGUUCUCCAUCUCAGUCCAAACCGUCUUCCGCACGGGGUCCACCUCCCGCGUUCGCAGGGGCUUGCAGUCCCUCUGGGUCCCAGACCGCGACCUCGGCUGUGGCUGCCCCGCCCUAAACGUGGGCCGGACCUUCCUCCUGAUCGGUGCAGAGGAGGGGGAGCGGGGCUGGGGCCCCGAGGAGAGUCGCCUGGUGGCGGACCGCUCCACUCUGGCCCUCCAGUGGCGGGAACACUGGAGCCCCAAACUGAGGGGCUUCCGGGGACAGGACAAGAGGGGCCGCUGCCCACCGAAAUCCCCCCACGACCACCAGACACAGCACGACAGGGAGCAAACAAAGCCCCAGUCUGGGUACAUCCCCCCUCACCUGCUGACUGAGAAACACACCGAGCCUCACAGUGUGGACACACAAGUGGAGGACACUGAAACCUCUGUGGCGCCGCACACACACUCUUACACAGACAAAGAGAUUACACCCACAGACGAGACCCCCUCGCCAACCACACCCGCUCCGGUGUGCUCUACUCAAGGUCAUGGUUGAAAAACAAAAACAAAAUCACUAAGAGACAUAAAAAUACAGAAGGUUUUUUUAUCCCCCCACCUCUCGGGAGAUGAAAGAGGCCUUCUCUUCCCCUGAAGGUUUCAGGAGGGACAGGCGUGACUUUGCUUCCUCAGCCUGGAGAAACUCUGCAACACCCAAACACACACAGACCUGUCAUGUGACCAGAUCAUGUGACGUUCAAAUGCUUUUGGAGGGAAAAAGUCAACUUUCAGCAACAAAGCUCGCCGAUGAUCAAAAUAUGCACAUUUCCGACCAACACAUUGGUGCCAUGGGAAAUAUUAGUUGUAAGAAUAUUCAUAUUUUCUACUAAAGAAACGUUUGAAGAUUAAAGUCUGACUAAACUAAACUAAAAUGCCAUGCAGUAUUUCUGUCUUAUAAAGAUUUUUUUUAAGAUU